AAUCAGUUCUAAAAUAUCUGCGCAAUCAGAUCGUCGACGUUCGUAUAUCGUGCUGUAUUGUCUUGGAACCUUUAUCCCACUACUUAUGCUCAUCAGCAUAACAGAGUCUAAAAAAGCGUUCGAUUACUGCCAAGCGGGACUGUGUGCAACCGGAACUCGUCAUGUGGCAUGCAACGGACACAAAUUCGGAAGUAACUGCAGCAGACCCAUGCUGAUCAAAAUGUCACCCAAAUACGUCAAUCUUAUACUAAACUUUCACAAUACCAAACGGAAUCACCUAGCUUGCGGGUCGAUGCGACGUUAUGCUUCGGCGAGUGCUAUGCAGAAGUUGCAUUGGAGCGAUGAAUUGUCCCAGCUGGCGGAAUACAAUGCCAAAAGUUGCAAUUUCGCACAUGACGAGUGCCACAAUACCGUCAAACACCGCCACACCGGACAAAGCAUUGGGAUGAAGUGGUUCCAUGGAUUCAACUACACGACAACCCACGUUGUGCGAGAUAUUAUACGAAAAUGGUACUUGGAACACAAGUUAACCAAACAACGAGACAUGGAUCGAUUUGUUUUCGGUCCUCACACAUUCGAUAUCGGCCACUUUACACAAAUUGUUAAUGCAGACACCACCGAGGUCGGUUGUGCUCUAGUUCGUUUCCAGAAGCGACAGAAAAGCUUAUCGUUUGUGCACUACUAUUUGGUGUGCAACUACUCCGAAGGUAAUCUGUACGACCGACCGGUGUAUCAAAAAGGGAAGCGAUGCAGUAAAUGCAAACACGGAUGCACCAUGGGACAAUUCCGCUGUUUAUGUCGUGGAUGAAUUAUGAGACCCUUAUUUCAUUAAAACUUCCAAGCUCUCUAGCCAUAAGUGUUUUUUGUAGGUUUCUAGAGCGUGCGACAGGUAAACAAUUAGAUGACACAGAGGUGCAAUGAGCAAUAAAAGUGAAUUAAA
Topomyia yanbarensis is the source of this 940-nucleotide messenger RNA. RefSeq names its product antigen 5 like allergen Cul n 1-like. The record is from RefSeq and is a predicted model, not a curated record. NCBI's taxonomy places the organism in Eukaryota, Metazoa, Arthropoda, Insecta, Diptera, Culicidae. The transcript is spliced from 3 exons. Bases 86 to 808 code for a protein of 240 amino acids.